AUUCAAAAAAAAUAUACAACUUUUCUAUCAGCUUGCUUUUUUCUGUCGUGUGACCCAAAAGGAAAGAAAAGAAAAAGAAAGCGGUUGCUGUAAAGUCCUGUCGGUAUCACUUUACUGCUUUGUCCGUCUGUUUUUUGUUUGAUACAUGUCGAGCCAUACCCAUAAGCAAGGUUCUUCUACUUCCAAUCACUGGCUGAGCAACAUCUUGCGGCCGCGGUCGUACUCCCUUUCGGUGGAAUCAUGUCUCAAUUUGGCAACGGCCGAUCCUACGGCACCUCUCGAUGCGCGAUCCGUGUUGCCUCUGUUGUCCAGCGACCAGCCUCUGAAUGCGCGCUGCAAGCAUCUCAAAGUGUUUUCCGAACUAUGCAAAAACUACAAAUUCACGCAUUUGGAAAAUGUCUUCUUCACGGUGCAGGAUAUUCUGGACAAUGCCAUGCCCCGUGAAGCGCGACAUCGAGUGUUUGAAUUCAUGAUUGCCUGUAUCAGCGGACAGUACGACGAACUGGGCAUGGCGCGAGUCACCUUUUACAGCUCACUCCGAAACCAUCACAACUGGGAAGACUUUCACGAUAUGUACCGAGUGCUUUUCGCUUUGUGCAAAGCCGGACGAGAUAUCUCUGGAUUUGAAAAGAACGUGAAUCGACUCUUGAUAACAUGGAUGACCAUGGCGUUACGACAACAUGCCUCCACCACCUCCACCACUACCCCACUUCGACGCACCAGCACUCCCUCCUCGACGGUGACUUCUCACCACGCUUCCAUCACCGAAACGCCCACUCAUCCCGCUGUUGCGACGGCAACGGCUCCUACUUCUCAUCCUCCCCCUUCUUCUUCUUCGUCGGACGCCGCUCGAAAACAUCUGUCAAAGAUACCCAUGACCAAGGCCACGCCUUAUCUCGCUGAAAUUCUUCAUUUACUUACCGUGAUUGCCAAGUUUAAUUUUGCUCAGUUUGAAGAAUCCGAAGUCACCGACAUGAUUGAAGCCACUCGCCACGCCUUUUUCUUUUCGAGUCAUCCCGUUGACAUUGAAGCGUGCAUGGCGUUUGUCGACGUGGUCGUGCGUUACCGAUUUGUUCCUUUUGAAGCGACACGGCCAUUUCUCGAAAUAUUAUGCAGCGCCGUCAUGUUGCCCGAUGACGUGAUGCCAAAGACCGCAGUUUCGUGUUGGUCCAUUUUCAUGAAUUUACUCCGAUCCCAUUGCGCACACAGUGCGAUUCUGACGCUUUGCAAUUUCCUCCAAGAGCCGAUCGGCGACGAUCCCGAAAAGGCCGGGUUGGCCGACGGUGCCAUCAAGUUACUGUGUGAAACAGCUUGGGGAAAAAAUAGCCGCCCCAGCGCAGAAAUGUACAUGGCGUCCGAUUCGGUUUUGUUGACUUACCUUCGGUAUGGCGCGUUGCAACGCAAUAAUCGAGUCAAUGCCAGUAUUCUAAAGAGCUUACGAUUGCUGGUCGGUACACCGGAGAAUACCAUUGGAUUACUGGAGUGGGAUGCUGUGUGGGAUAUCUGCGACAUAUGUACCGAUCACGUCUUAUCGAUCAUGAACGAUGCGGAUCGCCAUCUCCUCGCCCAUUUAUCCAAGCCACCAUCAACAGAUACACAUGCGUCGCCGAAUAAUGUCAUUCACCAAUUUGCGCGUUUCCUCAGUCAUGUCUACAAGCAUUACAUGGCGAAAUCGUACACUGGACCGACCAUUCGAUUCAUCAACGUACUCUAUGCACUGCGACACUACGCCUCGCCUGAAUCGGCGGCUCUGCUAUUGGAUUAUUACGAGACCGAACACAUGCUUCUGCCGUCGGCGGAAAAUUGGAUGGAAUUAUUAUUAGAACUCACCGAUACAUUCUUCAUUCAGACGUCCGUCGAUGCUUCCAUUCGCUUAAAGAUUCUGAAUAUCGUCGCCGAUGUAUGCAGCGCAGUCAAGGAUUUCCAUUCGGAAGAACUGUAUCAAAAGAUUAUAUUGCCAAUGACGGCUGGCUUAGCAUCAGAAAAGAAUGGUACCAUUCGACAAAAGGCGAUUGAUCUUAUUGUUUCGUGCCUUUUGGACUGUCAAAACGACGACUGUUUCGACCGGUUGCUCAGCGUAUUGCAGGACUGUACACGGUGUAAAUGUAUUUCCAACCCUGGCGGUCACACCAGUGAUCCGAUACCGGCUUUCAAAGAGGAAGCCAGAGUCAGCUCGAUUCGACGAUCGCAAAGCCAAUCGCAACCGCCGUCUCAGCCCCCACGAACCCAGUCUCCUUUGCAAGCCGUUUCUCGAGCCACCGCAACGGCGGAACAUUCCAAGGCUCCUACUGCGACCUUUGUGGACGCACCAUCCGCCGACGAGAAUUGCGGAGGUGCACCGGCCAUGUGGGGCUUGGUGGAAUUGUUCAAAGAAUUAUUGGUAGGAACCAAUGCGAAAGCGUGUGCCAAGGUAUUUGCGGUGAUUACCGAGAUUGCCAACGACACCUCCGAUUUAUUCUGUCCUUUUGCUGGCGUGAGACUGGUGGCGUUUGAUCUCCUCCUUCACUUGCGAUGUGGUCGAAAUCAUCGUCUUUACGUCACAGAUCAAGAUGUCGGAGAACCGAACAAAGUCUUGGAAACCAUUCGACAGGUACAACGAGCGAAGAAAGAGACCAAAGACAAGCAAGAGGCGAUGGGUCAAUUCGCGCCGACCCCUACCGUAUCUGAACCGGCCAAAACGUCGCCAGCUGAUCAUCAUCGAACGAGCCCUGUCGCAUUAUCGCAUGAGGAAGACCCCGAAAAGCCCGCGCCUGGUUGCGUAGUAUUAGAAAUGGAUGAGAUCCUUCGUGCGUAUAUCAAGAUUUUGCAACAGGGCCCCAAUUGGCAUGUGGUAAUUUUCCUUCUCGAACGAUUGCCGACCCAACUAAGCAAUAAGCAUUUAUUCUGCGGGGCGACGAAAUAUAUCCAAAAGUUGAGACGGCGACUGGUGAAAUGGCUCAGUACACGAAAGUUCUUGGAAGCCGUGAUCAAUAUACCCUCAGCCACCAAACGAAACGAUCUCAGUUUGUACGGUUACAAUUUGCUGACCAUGCUUAUACCUUACCGACGUGUGUUUAACAAGCAAGAUGAAGAUGAAAUGGUCUACGCCUUUUAUAUUGGCAUCACUCAGAUCACGGCCGCCACAAAACCUUGUAUUCACGCUUUGACUGUCUGCUGCCAUGAACUUCCUUUAUCCAUUGCGAAAAUGCUCAACGAAAUUCUUCAGCGCAUGUCUCAAAUCAUUUCUGUCAGCAGUGUGUCCGUCCACAUUUUGGAAUUCCUUUCCGGAUUAGCGCGUUUGCCAAGCCUGUAUGCCAAUUUCACCGGCGAUAUGUACAAGCUUGUGUUUGCUAUUGCGUUGAACUAUUUGCAAUACUCGCAUUCCAUCGCUCAGUCCCAGUCUCCUUCGGUAACGACCCUUGGCUCCCCAGGGAGCGGAUCAUCCACCCCUACGCCGUUCCCUCCCCCCAAAGAGAGUUUGAUUCAGCAGACGAAUCAAGGAGCGUUAGCGCAAUAUGUGCUUAUCAUGGCAUAUCUCGUGAUCACAAUUUGGUUUACCUCGGUGCCGUUGCGGGAACGUCGAAAGCAUGUUCCGUUUAUCAUUCAGCGUCUCUUAGGUGGUAAUGCAUUGGGAAAAACCAUUGAUGAGCAAACUUUUACCUGUAUCGACAUGUUGUCGCGAUUCAGCUUUGCCGAUGUGAGCUUGUCGCCGGAAAAAUCCACCGUGUCCAAGAUUCUGAUGGAAGGAUCCAAUCCAGGCCAACAGGGAGUCAACGAAAAGCCAAGCAUGCGAACAUGGGUUUACGGGCAUACACUACUGACUCUAAAGACCGCAAAAGCGCUGGGAUGGGUGGAAGUCACGGUGCGUCGCCCGUCAGGUACCAUCUCGAUGAUGUGCAAUAUUGAGAACCGAAUCAAGUCCGAUGCGAUUGACUACGCGACUUUACCCGCUCUUCUCAUGAUGCAGUAUCAGCCGGAUCUCAUGGCGUCUCGUCUAUUGAAGGACACGGAAGAAGAAAUUAAGGAAGCGAAAGAAAGCAGCCUGAUCCAUCCCACCAGCAGCAGUGAUCAUCCACCAGGAGAAGGAACGAACAAACCCUUAUUGGAGGAACGUGGGACCCAAACACCGCCCGUGACAGAAAGCGUUGAACAGGAUGCAAGUGUCAGUGACCCGGACAAAGGUAGUACGAUGGCUACUGCCGCCGGCCAGGAAACAAGUCAAAGCGAAACCGGUACUCCCACUGUACCAACGGCAGCGAGCAAUACGAACAACGAUCCAUCCGAGGGUAAACUGGAUCGUAUUCAUGCCACGCUGGAAGGUGUCCUCUCCGAACCGGAAACGGCGUCGGCCCAAACAGUGACCCACCUCCGAAAGAUGGAACACUGCAUUGAUCCUGGAUUUCUGUAUCUCCAAUUGACGAAUUAUCCAGAUUUGACGCGCAUGAUGGAAAUGUCGCCGCCUUUGCCGGACGAUGAGUCGAGUGUGCGUACGUUGAACAGUUUUGAUCGGAUCCCUGUGGUCGAUUUCCACAAGAUUGGGGUGCUUUAUGUCGGCAAAGGACAGCGUCACGAAGUGGAGAUUCUCAGCAACAGCCACGGAUCGCCGUAUUAUGUUCAAUUCCUGAAUGCGCUAGGCACGAUUCAGCGAUUGCGCGGGCGCACGGACAAUACGGGCGGUUUAGAUCGUGAAAUGGAUAUUGAUGGUAAAUAUGCUUACUUUUGGAAAGACGAUGUGACAGAGAUGAUUUUCCACGUGGCGACGAUGAUGCCGACGAAUCUGGAACGAGAUCCUCAAUGCAGUGCCAAGAAACGUCACAUUGGCAACGACUACGUAUCGAUUGUGUACAAUGAUUCGGGCGCCGAGUAUGCGUUUGACACGUUACCUGGGCAGUUUAAUUUUAUCAACAUUGUGGUCACACCGUUCUCCAUUUCCACCGAAAAAGUCACACCAUCGCAAGCGUUCCUGGGAGCGGAAAACACGUUUUUCAAGGUGGAAAUGCAACGACGACCGGAUAUGCCAGAAAUUGGGCCUAUUGCCGAACCGAAACUGGUGUCGGCGCAGUCAUUGCCAGGAUUUGUGCGACAGGCGGCGUUGCAUGCCAACAUCUUUGCCCAAGUGUUUGAUUCGGUGGCCGGCCACAAGCGCGAAUACGUAUCUCACUGGAAAGAAAGACUUCGACAUAUCCGACGUGUCAAGGAUCGAUUAUCUGCUGGACGAGGCGAUUCCGCUAAAUCGGCCAAAGAAACCACAUCCACCAACCCGUACCCUGUCGAGACCCUUUUAGAUUUUACCAAAUACGUUUAAACAAAUUGACACCCAAAAGAAAAAGAAAAAG
Messenger RNA from Radiomyces spectabilis, 5315 nucleotides. RefSeq lists its product as uncharacterized. NCBI's taxonomy places the organism in Eukaryota, Fungi, Mucoromycota, Mucoromycetes, Mucorales, Radiomycetaceae. Gene Ontology annotation, cellular component: nucleus; TSC1-TSC2 complex; cytoplasm. Gene Ontology annotation, molecular function: GTPase activator activity. The transcript is spliced from 2 exons. The record is from RefSeq and is a predicted model, not a curated record. Gene Ontology annotation, biological process: regulation of small GTPase mediated signal transduction; positive regulation of GTPase activity; negative regulation of TOR signaling. The coding region runs from base 146 to 5284 and encodes 1712 amino acids.